Messenger RNA from Meloidogyne enterolobii, 719 nucleotides. The record is from the annotation of a GenBank genome assembly. Lineage: Eukaryota; Metazoa; Nematoda; Chromadorea; Rhabditida; Meloidogynidae.
CACAUGCAAAUCACUGCCGGCAGCCAAACAUGAAUAAUAAUAAAAAUGCUAACAAUGGAAAAGAAGUGGGCGGGGCUAAAACAAGUUUGACAAACAUACAAGCAAAUAUUCAGAAUACAACAAACAUUCCAACAAACAUUAACAUUCCAACGAACAUCCAGACAAACAUUCCAACAAACAUCCAAACAAACAUCCAAACAUUAAAAACAUUUCCAACUUUGUCAACAACAACAACAACUUUUCCACAAACAUUUCCUUCAAUUCCAGUUAUCCAACAAACAACAAACACACAAACUUUACCAACUUGUUUAGAUUAUCAAAAACAUGAACAACAACAAGAAUUACAACAAGUCAAACACGAAUUGUUUAGUUCGGAAAGAAAUGUUGUUAACAACAAUAACAUAACUUCUCUAACUUCAAUAGACUACAACACAACAUUGGUUAGACAUACAGACCCCUCCUCUUCUCAAACAAACACUCAAACACCUGUAAUUAUACGUUGUCCUACAAAUGAUAAUAAUGAUAACAAUAUUUAUUCCAAUCAAUUAAAUUCUUUUGAUUAUUUUAAUCAUCAAUGGAUGCCCCAUAUAGGGAUUUGCCCUUCUAUGGCAGAAAUGACUGGUGAAAACAUCGAAAAUAAUAAUGGGGCUAUUAGAGCUUUGCAGCAACAACAAUUACCUCAACAUGCUAUAGAAGCAAUCCAGGCAAUUUUAAUUUAA